GUCUCUCUACGCGGGGAGGCUCGGCCGAGCGUGGGAGAGAGAGAGAGAGAGAGAGAGAGAGAGAGAGAAAGCGAUUUCUUUCGCAGGUCUCGGCCAUGGACGGCUCGCCCUGACAGAGGCGCGCAGGUCCGGAGUGCGGAUAUAAACUUACACCUGAAUGACUUCUGACCGGGACCAGGCGAAACCGGCGGCUUGCCUCAGGAGCGAUUGAGAUUCACCCCGCCAAAGCCCAGCUAGGCCAUGCUCACACUAUGACCGCUACAAUGGAUCGGUCUGUAAUGUUGACAAUCCUGGUGCAUAUCUUCCUGGUGUCCCAUGGUGCUCAGUGUUUGGAGCCUGGGGAGGGAGCCUCUCUCCAGGCAGGUGCCCUGGACCUCCCAUGGCAGGAUGAGCUGUGCUGUGACUCACCUUUAGCUCAUGUUAAUGGCGAGGGAGGGGGAACGUACGCACCGGAGACAAACCGCUCUGAAUCUCACCUCCCACACUAUCCCCGCUGCAGCUUCAGGAGCUUGACGACCGCAUCACAUUCUCAUGGGCCCUCUGGUGGCUCCUGUUUGGACAUACUGUGCAGGAUUGAUGAAAACUGGGAAAAAUUAACUUGUUAUCUACAGUCUCGUGGCCAAACAUCCGCCACUCUGGAUGCUCCACUCAUGUCGGUCAGCUUACACCGUGUGUUGUCCCAGACAGAUGAUUCACGGGUGACCAAUGGGAAUACUGCGUCCGAUAAUCCCGUUGUCUGUGAGGCGGAGGAUUCCUUCACGUGUUCAGUCGCUCUUGACACUAAAACAAGCUUUGUCACCGUGGUAACUGUCAGCAUCUCCAACGCCGUGGCCCUGCGGGUUCUGCUCAGAACUCCUGUCCGACCCGUGAGACCGAGUCCUCCCGUCAACCUUUCACACAUUCAGACCAUCGAGGCGGAACUGAUUUUACACUGGGACGGCCCAUCAGACUUUGACCGUGGCCCGCUGAGAUAUGAGGUCCAAUACUCCUUUAACACCACUCAUCCAGCCUGGCAGGUGGUGUCUGCACUUGGAGGGCCCAGACUGUCUCUGGAUCUAAAGCCCAGACUAAACUACACCAUCCGGGUUCGCUGCUCCGGCCUGGAUGAGCCUCCGUUGUGGAGUGACUGGAGUGAAAGUCACCACAUCUACCUGGACACGGUGAGCUACAUCCCUGAGAAAGUGGUGGCACGACCGGGGGAGAACGUAACCGUGUAUUGUGUGUUCAACGACCACAGCAUCAACGCCAGCAAGGCCAUGUGGGUGCUCAACUUCCAGCAGCCGCUUAAUCGCAGCCAGUACCACCCAGUCAACCAGUGGGUCAGCCAGAUCACAGUGCGUCCUUCGGAGACUCGGAUGUAUGACCUGCUGCAGUGUACUCAGGAGUGGACCAUCCCUUACAGCCAGAUCUAUGUCGAGGGAGCUUCCAUUGAUAUAAACUGCGAAACCAACGGUGAUAUCGACGCCAUGGACUGCAGCUGGAAGAACACGCAGUGGACUAAACCCAAAUUUCGAUCCAGGUGGGCCGACCUGCCGUGCGAUGUGAUGGAGGAGAGGGAGAGGGCGGGUGAGAAAGUGGGGGAGAUGGGUCCUGCUUGCCUGCAGGUCAGAUCCAGGCAGAAAUCCUGCACCAUCCAGCCCCUGAGGAUGAACUGCUACAAGCUGUGGCUGGAGGUGCCGUCCCGGCUCGGCCCUAUCCGGUCCAAACCCAUCUACCUGUCACCCAUAGAUCAUGUGAGACCACACACGCCCACCAACGUGAAGGCGGUGAGCCGGAGCAGUGGGGUCCUGACGGUCACUUGGGAGCCGCCGUCUCUGCCGGUCGACGGGCUCCAGUGUCAGUUUCAGUACCACUCGCCGUCCAUGGUGAGGGCCCAGCCUGAGUGGAAGGUCCACAGUCCAGUGCGGGUUCCUUGGGCAGAGGUUGUCGUGCCGGACAUGUGCCGUGUGUAUGUGGUCCAAGUCCGCUGCAUGCACGCCAACGGCACCGGCUACUGGAGCGAGUGGAGUGACUCUGUCUACUCCACUCCACAAAACAGCAGAGCUCCUGAGCAUGGGCCUGAUUUUUGGAGAAUUCUUCAAGAGGAUCCAUACAGAAACCAGACUAAUGUCACACUGCUGUUUGAGGAUCUCCCAACAGCAGGGCGCUCCUACUGUGUGGACGGAUUUAUAGUUCAGCACCAGGCCUCGAGUGGCACUGUGAGGAGGGAGCGGAUCGAGCUGGUGUCCUCCUACAGCUUCGAGUGGAACCAGGAGCUCCAAACUGUGACUGUGGAGGCCUACAAUAGUCUGGGGAGCUCCGCUAACAACAUCAACAUGACGCUGGAGAGACAGCCCAAACGCCGCUGUGUGCAUUGGUUCCGCGCGUUGGUUAUCAACAGCACCUGUGUCUCUCUGUCCUGGAGCCUGCUGGACAACAGCUCUUUGCCUCUGUUCAUGGUGGUGCAGUGGUCACCACAGAGGCAGCAGGAGUCUGAUCAUCACAAAGUCGAGGGGGGAGAAACAUGGGCCAGACUGCCCUACGCUGACCGCCCCGUCUAUCUAAGAGGUGAUUUCUUUGGCUCUGAGGAAUACGGCUUCUACUUGUACCCUGUGUUUGCUGACGGAGAAGGCGAGGCGACGUACACUAUAGCCACCAGGGGAGACCCUGCAGCCUACAUGAUGCUGAUGAUCAUCUCCUUCCUUUCAGUCAUCCUGUUUGUCACUCUGGUCCUCUCCCAAAACCAGAUGAAAAAGAUUGUGUGGAAGGAUGUACCCAACCCAAACAAGUGCUCGUGGGCUAAAGGACUAGACUACAAAAAGGCUGACACCUCUGACCACCUGUUCCGACCCCCAGAAGGCCUGCCAGCCUGGCCGCUCCUGCUGCCCUCUGAGAACAUCUCCAAAGUCGUCAUAGUGGACAAAGCCGACCUGUCAGCUCUGACCACAGCCCUGGUCCAAACCCCACUUGUGUCCCUGACCUCCAACCCAGCCACUGCCUUAGCUAUCUCCAUACCUUCAGGGUUUGACGCAGAGGUUGACCAAACCCAGUGCAUAGAAAGUGAGGUGCUCAUGGCUGGAGCUCCGUCCUUAGCCCUUAAUCUGGAUGCUCUGACCAGUUCACAUCCAAGGAUAGAUGAGUUACAGCCAGUCGAUCCCCCGGCGGACCAACCCCCAGGCAGCACUGACAGCUCUGCCCAGUCUUCAGUCACAUAUGCCACCGUGCUGCUCUCUGACCCAAAGCAGGAGCAACAGCCCAUUCAACUCCACUACAAGGAUGGUAGUGGCAGCAGCUGCAGCGAUGAGGGCAAUUUCUCUGCCAACAACUCUGACAUUUCAGGCUCGUUCCCCGGUGGUCUGUGGGAGCUCGACAGCUGCCGGGGUGGGGAGAUGGACAACCCGCGGCGCUCCUGCUCCUACAACUCUGUGGAAGAGCUUUCCGAAACGUCGGAGCAAGAGGAUGACGGGGAGGUGAGAGAUGAGAAGGACUUGUACUAUCUAGGAACGGACUAUCCAGCGGACGAUGAGGAGCAGCAGAGAGAAGAGGAGACAAAAAUUAAGCUGCUUAAAAAUGUAGUUUUGAACAGAGAAGACUGUUCUGUGGAGUCGCACCCGUUGCUCGGCCCCGAGGACUCGAGCCAGCCCGCAGAGCCGUUGUCGGCGUCGACAUUAGGCUUUUCCCCGCUGUACCUGCCUCAGUAUAGAACUGCUCCGUGCACGAGGCAACCACAAGACAGCAAACCCCAGAUGUGACCCUCACACAAACUGCAUUUAAAUGAAAAUGCGCGCCGUUAAAUCCGUUGAGUUGUGGACUGCGGCACGGUUCAGCAUUUACCGAAGUGGAUUUGCAUCUGUUCCUUCAGACAAACUGAGGUGUGGAGCUGGAAAAUGUAAUAAUACCUCAAAAUAUGCAUGAUUGCAAAAUUGAUAUUUAUCAAUGCUGCUAUAGUGGUCUGUUGGAAAAGACGUCAGGAUGGCACAAGCCUCAUUCACAGGCAUUUAUUUCUUUCUUCAUGGGGCUGCAGAUUCUACUGUGCCACACUGCAACACUGCAAAUUACGCAGGAUCGGUUGUUGAUGCAGGAGGGCUUGCAGAGAGAGAGGAGCUCACGUAUUUUCAGUGGAGCUUAGGCUAGUGGAGUAAUGCACAGUUAAUGCUCGAAGGGAGCAGCAGGCAGACUGUACAAGCAGUAUGUCAUCAGGUCAUCAGGAAGGAGCGAUAGGGGAGGUAAGCAUUUUGUGGCUUCAAACAUCCUAUACAUACACUUUAUUUCACAGGUGGACGUAUAUUAAAUGCAUAUAAAAAUAUGUAGGAAAUGCCAUUUGUGCCACCGUUCACUCGCCUGCUCCUAUCUUCAUGUGGAAAACACGUCGUCAUUGAUUCUCUGCUGAAUUCUUUCGGCUGCAUUUUAAGCGAAACAUGAAAGCGGUUCAAAGAGAAUAAAUAAAUGCCCAAAAAAAGCGAGAGAGAGAAAGGGCCUGUAAUCUGCACGGUGUCGGCUUUCUCAAAGCACAUUUGACUGUGAUUUUGAAGUCAAAACUUGGAUGUCACUUCAGAGCUACUGGUGUGACUAAAUGAAACCAGGUGAUGAUGAAAACAGCUAUAGUCAGUGAGUAACUGCAGGUGAUUUACAGGCGCAGAAUUUACUGCAUUCAUUGGCAGCUUGGACAUCAACAUCUGCAUGGACUGACUCACCCACCAACCCAAAGAUUGUCUUUUUGUACUUUGUGCUGUAAUGUAUUUCAGACUUUGUUACAGUAUGUGAGAAAUGUGAUAUCUAUUUUUUUUCUGUGUUUGGCCAUUAACAUAAAACACCUGCUGUCUGGUGUAAAUUAAAAACAAAAUAGUGUCUGUUGCAAACCAGAGGACGAAGAAAGAAAAUUAAUCUAUUGGAACUAUUGAAACGUGGUUGACAAAUUGUUAUUGUAUAUGGAGAUCUUUUGUCUAUU
This is a messenger RNA of Xiphias gladius (swordfish), 4927 nucleotides long. RefSeq names its product leptin receptor (gene lepr). Lineage: Eukaryota; Metazoa; Chordata; Actinopteri; Istiophoriformes; Xiphiidae. The coding region runs from base 252 to 3731 and encodes 1159 amino acids. Gene Ontology annotation, cellular component: external side of plasma membrane. Gene Ontology annotation, molecular function: cytokine receptor activity; protein binding. The transcript is spliced from 21 exons. The record is from RefSeq and is a predicted model, not a curated record. Gene Ontology annotation, biological process: immunoglobulin mediated immune response; cytokine-mediated signaling pathway.